AUGGCGCCGACAAUGGCGAAUAGAGCCGUGUUCGCGACGACGGUCUGCCCGGAGGCGGGGAGAUUCUCGGGCUGCGAUCCGAACAAGAAAGGCUUGGUUAGCAAGACUGCGCUACAACCUAGCUCCUGCACAGCUUGCGGUGGGUGGUCAUUACACUUGCAAUGCCAAUUUCGGCACCAGCUACAAGGUUGGGCCGCCGCAAUGUUGUUUCUCACCUCUUCAGCCGUGAAACGGGACGUCAAGGGCAGCCACAGCGCCAAUAGCGGUGGCAGCAGUGCACUCCUCGACCGCCUCGCCGCCGUCCUCCCCCACGGCUACAAGUUUGGCGUACACCACCUCUCGACGCCACCGACAAAGACCGACCCGCUAUGCUCUGCCCCGCCUGGCGAGCGACCCGAUAAGACGUACAGCGAGAGCCACUUCCUCGCUGUCUCCAUCGACGUCCAAAACCAGCCCUCGUCCCAGUCCAAGUCGAAGCGGUCAUCCCCCGGCGGCGACGAGCUCAAGGAGUCGGGCACAAAAGAGUCCGUACUGGUCUUCGCCAUCGAGAUCUUUAUCUUCACUACUGCCUACCAGACCACCUUCUUCGUAUCCAAAGCCGACUCGACUGGCUACCUCCAGUCGCUCAACCUUGCAAAAGGCACCCCCUCUCCCGUCCGUGAGAUCAGCUCGGCCUUCCUAACAUACCUCAUCGAACAUCGGCGGCGUAAGACGGCGCAGUUGGUCGUCAAUCUCUUCGCCCGCGCCCAGGCGCAAUACCUGUUCCCUGGCAGCGUUGAAAACAAGGGGAAGCACGUCCUUGACGACUGGGGCCUUGUCCGGUGGUGGUGUAGGGUGUUGAACCCUUUGCUGGAGGGCCCGGGGAGGGAGCGCUGGGGGGGCGCAAAGGGGUAUCUCAUUGUUCCCGGGCUAGAAGAGACCGAGAUGCGCGCCUUCAUCCCGCGAACGGCGACGGCGGCGGCCAAUUGGGCCAUAGGCCACCCAAUGGAGAGGAUAUCGCACUACUCUUCCGAGUUCGACUGGGUACCGCUGCGGUGUCUGAUUCCUCGCUAUCCCGAUGACCCGAAAUCGCGAUUCCGUGACGAGCUCGAUGGCGAGUCGUCCAAGUGGAAAGAGGAUAUGGGGUCAUGGAAAAGCGUCAAAACUCUGGACCAGUUUUGGGAAAUGAUGGCUUUCCGACAGGAGUGUUCCAGCGGCCGACUGACCGGGUUCAUCUGGGUUGUGUUUGAUCCCAAGGGGAGCGGUGGGACAGCGCAGGACGUACCAGUAUCGAUAUCUGCGUCUGCAUCUGCGCCUGCACCUCAGAUCGUUACUCCCAACUCUUCGUUCGAUACCUCCGCCCCUUCCCUGCCACCAUCCACUCCACCUCGCCGGCGGGUCGACAUCUUGGCCCGCACGCCGCAGUCGAGCCCGCUCAAAUCCGGAACUUCAACACCCCCAAAGCCCAUCAACCCCCCAGAAAGGAAGAGGAACAAGAAAGUUCUCAGUGGGCGAAUCAUUCCCCGCACACCCAGAGUUAAAACCCAGCAGCGUAGUUACCUCAAUAAUCGUCCCACGACAACCGCCUACUACCACUGGCCGGUUGAGGGCCGUGGCGAUAAAAUAGUGGACGAGUCUGACUUCAAGCGUAUAACCGAGCUACUACUGAACCUUGACUUUUCAACACUUGAUAAAGGUACUCGCGCUACGCAGCGAUGGAUUAGCGAGGCGUCUAUGGGCGCCAGAUGGGGAUACCAAGUGACUGGCAAGCGUAUUCUGUCACAGAGCCUUGCCGGGGACCGCAACGAUAACCAAGUCACGAAUUUGACUGGGCUUGUAAGGAGAAAGAUGGGCACAAACAAUGGCGCAUUGGCAUCGGCAACACCACUCAGUGCGCGCCCCGUCAACUCGGGAGCAGUGAAUGUCCUAGGCGCUGGCCUGGUGCGGAAGAAGAAAAAGGAGGCGGUGGACCAAGAACCUCCACCUCCGUCCGCAACGUAA
Lasiosphaeria miniovina is the source of this 1980-nucleotide messenger RNA. RefSeq names its product histone acetylation protein-domain-containing protein. The transcript is spliced from 2 exons. The record is from RefSeq and is a predicted model, not a curated record. NCBI's taxonomy places the organism in Eukaryota, Fungi, Ascomycota, Sordariomycetes, Sordariales, Lasiosphaeriaceae. Gene Ontology annotation, biological process: DNA damage response; DNA replication-dependent chromatin disassembly; regulation of DNA-templated transcription. Gene Ontology annotation, molecular function: histone H3K56 acetyltransferase activity. The coding region runs from base 1 to 1980 and encodes 659 amino acids. Gene Ontology annotation, cellular component: nucleus.